Messenger RNA from Perkinsus marinus ATCC 50983, 624 nucleotides. RefSeq lists its product as hypothetical. The coding region runs from base 1 to 624 and encodes 207 amino acids. The transcript has 2 exons. Lineage: Eukaryota; Perkinsozoa; Perkinsida; Perkinsidae. The record is from RefSeq and is a predicted model, not a curated record. Gene Ontology annotation, biological process: vacuolar acidification. Gene Ontology annotation, cellular component: RAVE complex.
AUGGGCGUGGGCUUCUGGGCUCAGUCUCUCACCCUGCUACGGUCUACUGUACUCAACUUGCUAUUGAAGAACUCCCUUGCUAAGUACCGGAGGACCAAGGAGCUGUCGGUCAUUGAGGAUGAGAGUGCGCUGUGGUUGGCCUUACUGGGUCGGCAAAACGUCCUGGCGUCCCUGUACAAGCAACAUGGGCAGCUCACUAGCAACCCUAAGACCCUAAAUGUUGCCAAGUUCCUGGCCAUGGACUUCACUAUACCCGAAAAUAAGCGUAUCGGGUCUAAGAACGCCUUCGAGUUGAUCCGGCAAAAACGGCAUUCAAUGGCAGCAGCCAUUUUCCUGCUUAUUGGUGAUGUCCGGUCGGCUGCCAAUGUGGCCAUACGGUACCUCGAGGAUGUCCAGUUGGCCAUUCUGUUCUGCAGAAGCAGUGCCAACGAUGACGGUGUGAUGGUUGAGGACAACUUGAAUGGGGUAUUCGCUGGGAAGCACUUCGAUGAUUGGGUGGAGCUCUGGAGGCUCUGGUCUUUGCAUGACUAUAGUGAGCUCGCUAGAAGCUUGGCAUCUGUGGCGUCUAAAGACCUUUCGGUCACUGCUUCCGGUAUGUACGUGUUCUACGAAGGAUAUCUUUGA